Bipolaris zeicola 26-R-13 is the source of this 378-nucleotide messenger RNA. RefSeq lists its product as uncharacterized. The transcript has 3 exons. NCBI's taxonomy places the organism in Eukaryota, Fungi, Ascomycota, Dothideomycetes, Pleosporales, Pleosporaceae. The record is from RefSeq and is a predicted model, not a curated record. Gene Ontology annotation, molecular function: serine-type endopeptidase inhibitor activity. Bases 1 to 378 code for a protein of 125 amino acids.
AUGGACUCGCUCCCCGCCCCCUUCUCCAUCGAAAUCGACGGCAGUCCCAUCUCCAAGCCCGCCUCGGACGCCCAAGACCAGACCCAUGCAUCCACUGGCACGGAGCCUGCCGUCUUCGAGCUCAAGAACAAGCGUCUUCAGUGCGACGGCCAUGUCCUUGCCCGAGCUUUGGCCGAAGACCGCAGCUUCUCCCCAAAGAAAGUAUGGUGGUUCAAAGCCGACACGGCAACCCCGAUAUACGAUGUCGUUGCCAACAAAGACGGUGACUCGUACCAGCUCCAGUUUUCAGGCGCUGGCUUAAUGACCGAAAGUGGAAAUGUUUAUGCGGACCUCAUGGGUGACAACGGCGCCAAAGUGGUCCUCAAGAUGCAGUCUUGA